GUAGUACCCAAUUGUCAAAAGUUGCAUGUGCCUUAUUUAUUAUUUUAAUCGAACAUGAGGGAUAAACAGUUUAAUAAACACAGGAAACCUUUUAAAGGUAAAAAUAACAAUAAUAAUAAGGUAAGACGUCCUUUUAGUAGUCAGAAUAAAACUGACUCUAAUUUUAUGGAAAAAAAUUCGAUAAAUGAACGUCAAGUCGGUAUUACUGAAUAUGUAACAAACAGUGUUGGCUUUACCGGUGUUCUGAAGUCUCGUUACUCCGAUUUUCAUGUUAAUGAAAUUGAUUGGAAUAAUGAAAUAUUAACAUUAAAUAAUCUUGAAGUUCCAGAAAUGCCCAAUCCAAAUAAUUUGAGCAUCGACGAAAUAAAUGCAGGUAAAGAUCAGUUCAAAGAUCUCAUAACUGAAAAUGUGUGGAAGAAUAUUGCAGAACUUGCCGCAUCGUCUGCAGAAAACGAUAAAAUUAUUAAAGUUGAUGUUAGUUCUUUUAAUAAGGAGCAACGCACGCUUCUACAUAAAAUUGUGAAAACUUUGUAUAGCAGCAACAAGUUAGUGAGUAAAACCACUGAAGAGGAGGGUGAAGCUAAAAAAUUUGUUACAAUAGCGAAACAAAAAUUUCAACGUGAAAACAGAAAUACUUGGACAUUCCCUGGGGAAUAUAUGCACUUCUUAGUACACAAGGAAAAUAUGGACACCAGUGAAGUUGUUUCUGCUUUGGCUACAAAAAUGAGAAUGACUCCAUCCUGCAUUAAUUAUUGUGGCACUAAAGAUAAGCGUGCAAAAACAACACAGAAAUUUUGCAUCAAAAGAAGAGCACCGUCACAAAUUUUUGGUAUUGUGAAAACCCUUCGCAAUGUUACAGUUGGUAAUUUCGAAAAUAGUGAUAAGGUUCUUAAACUUGGUGACCUAAAAGGCAACAGAUUUCGAAUUGUUUUACGUCAUUUAAAAGGUAACAAAGAGGAUAUUGAGUACUCUCUUCAAGAGCUAAUGAAACUUGGUUUUAUUAACUACUAUGGUUUACAAAGAUUUGGAAACUGCGCUUCUGUACCCACUUAUAAUGUUGGUGUAGCUUUACUCAAAAAUGAUUACAAAUUGGCUGUUGAACUUAUAUUAAAACCCAGGGAAUCUGAUAAUGAUCACUUGCGUGAAGUAAGAGAAACAUGGUGGAAAGAUCGCGAUUCUGCACGAGCCGCAGCAAAAAUUCAAGGCAAUUUUAUUGAAAAAAAAAUUUUAGAGGGGUUGAAAAAGUUUGGUGAAUCUGAUUAUGCAAAUUCCUUGAGACAGCUGCCACGAAAUACGCUAUUGCUGUAUACACAUUCUCUUCAAAGUUUAAUUUUCAAUCGUAUUGCUUCGAGACGAAUCGAAGAAUUUGGGUUAAAACUCAUACCAGGUGAUUUGGUGUACCGCGACAAGGAUGAAAUGGAUGCAGACACAACAGCAAUUGGUAAUAUGGAAUGUGAUAGUGAUGAGAAUGCAUUUAAAAACGAAGAGAGCAGUACAGUUGAGACACCAGAAGUGUUAUCUGCAUUUAAGUUGAAAGUGAAGCCCCUAACUCAAGAAGAUAUUGAUAAUGGCAACUAUACAUUGUUUGACGUAGUGCUCCCAUUACCCGGUUACGACAUUACAUAUCCUGAUAAUGAGGUCGCAAGUUGGUAUGAAGAAUAUUUAAAAGAAUAUGGACUUACCUUAGCUUCGUUAAAGCAUAAAGUGAAACUUUACUCCUUGGCUGGUUCAUACAGAAAAUUAUUAAUUAAACCGACAGAUAUGUCUUGGUCAUAUUGUGGUUACAAUAGUCAGGAAAGCGUUCUUAUCACUUCCGAUUUAGAAAAACUGAAAGGUAUUAGUGAAAGUGGAAAGUUACCAUACACAGAAGGAGAUUUCAAGGCAUUACUUUUGGAUUUUUGUUUGCCUAGUUCAGUCUAUGCAACAAUACUAAUAAGAGAACUGUUAAAAAAUAGUACUUCUUCUUCAGACCAAACAAAACUAGAGCAGGAAGCGUUACGAUCUUGUAAUGCAGGAACAAAAAGACCAUUAGAUGAGGAAGGAGGUACGAGUAAGAAACAGAAAGAGGAUGAUACUACAACAUAGUUUUAUUGUGUACAUAUUUUGUGCAUUGAAUAUUACACUUUUAACUUUAGCUAAAAAAUAACUAAAUUGUUUUUCGUUUAUAAAAUAUCUUUAAAAAAUGUUUCCUAUGUGUGUAUUGUUAGAUAUGCAAAA
Teleopsis dalmanni is the source of this 2217-nucleotide messenger RNA. It is a transcript of the gene Pus7, whose product is annotated as pseudouridylate synthase 7 homolog. Gene Ontology annotation, molecular function: RNA binding; pseudouridine synthase activity. The record is from RefSeq and is a predicted model, not a curated record. NCBI's taxonomy places the organism in Eukaryota, Metazoa, Arthropoda, Insecta, Diptera, Diopsidae. The coding region runs from base 55 to 2085 and encodes 676 amino acids. The transcript has 7 exons. Gene Ontology annotation, cellular component: nucleus. Gene Ontology annotation, biological process: pseudouridine synthesis.